Camelus dromedarius (Arabian camel) is the source of this 2585-nucleotide messenger RNA. RefSeq names its product radial spoke head component 4A (gene RSPH4A). Gene Ontology annotation, biological process: cilium movement involved in cell motility; axoneme assembly; cilium assembly. The transcript is spliced from 6 exons. Gene Ontology annotation, cellular component: axoneme; radial spoke. Bases 298 to 2511 code for a protein of 737 amino acids. Lineage: Eukaryota; Metazoa; Chordata; Mammalia; Artiodactyla; Camelidae. The record is from RefSeq and is a predicted model, not a curated record.
ACUCCUCAGCGCCCAACCAGUUCUCAGAUUUCCAAAGGCUGCUGAUCGACUGCAGAUCGGAUUGGCUAAGCUAUGUAGAGGAGCAGAGGCUCCACCAAAUCAUAGAUCUAGGAUUUUCAUCUUUCUUGGUCUCCUCCCUAGAAUCCUGGCAACAGGUAUGUGUUGUUUCUCUUAUAGGAACCCUGCCUGGGGUUGCUAUGGAGAUAGGACGCUGCAACUUGCAGAGCAACCAGGACCCAGAAUUCACCUAGCAGACCUAAGCAAAACCACUGUCUUGUUGCCUCCUUCCAUAUCUGCAUGCCCUCUUCAUUCAGAAAUUUUUUUCUCCUGACUCAUUUCAUGGAAGACUCGACCACUCUGAAGCAAGAAAAAGAAAACCAAGAACUUGUGGAAGCAGGGCAGCCGUGGGAAGAAAUGGUAACAGCUUCUUCACAAGAUCCUGAAUCUGGGCUAUCUGAGCCCCCAGAGGUAGAGCAGGGGCCAGAAGCUGGACCCCAGACCAGGAGCAGCCCUCCUGGGAUCCCCCAGUCUGGAGCCAGCAUGCCUGUGGAUGACCUGACAGGACCAGGUGCAUCAACUCCACCUUCCCCACCUCAGGAGCCUUCUACCUCUCUUUCUCCCCUGGCUCUGGCCAGACAGGACUUUAUGGCACCAUGGCAGUCAAACAAGACCACCAGUGUGAUUUCUGAAGCUGGGACACCUCCCUCUGACCAUUUGGAACAACCAUCUGAUAAAGGAGAAUCCACUUCUCAUCAGACAUGUCAAUCAGAGGGAAACACAUUUCAACUGUCUCAGCAAACCAAAUGUCACCUGUAUGGACCAAGGGAUGUGAGCUAUAACAACUCCAAAGAGAAAGAGCUGAGAUUUGCCAUUUCUCAGGAGAAAGACUCAAACAGUAACUAUGAUCUGGAUCAGCCUGAGUCUGGGGCUUCUGAAAUGGCCCCCAACAUGCUUGAGAUUGCCAUUCAGAAUGCUAAGGCUUACUUACUGAAGGCCAGCAGCAAGUCGGGAUUAAAUCUGUAUGAUCAUCUUUCUGAAAUGCUGACCAAGGUCUUAGACACGCGUCCUGAAAAUCCUGUGGACAUAAUUGAAAAUAUUAGCCAAGAUGUGAAGAUGGCACAUUUUAGUAAAAAAUUGGAUACACUCCAAAAUGAGAAUGAGAUGCUUCCAACUUAUGAAAUAGCAGAGAAACAAAAAGCUCUUUUUCUUCAGGGAAAUUUAGAAGGUGCUGACCAAGAACUGGAAGAUGAAAUAACAGAACACGCUCUCCCAAAUGUAAUGGAGUCAGCUUUUUAUUUUGAACAAGCUGGAGUUGGUUUGGGCACAGAUGAGACUUAUCGCAUAUUUCUUGCCCUCAAGCAGCUUACUGACACCCACCCAAUUCAAAAAUGUCGUUUCUGGGGCAAAAUCUUAGGUCUGGAAAUGAAUUAUAUUGUAGCUGAAGUGGAAUUUCGUGAAGGAGAAGAUGAAGAGGAAGUGGAAGAAGAAGACGUACCUGAAGAGAGAGACAAUGGAGAUAGUGAAGCUGAUGAAGCUGAUGAAGAUGAAUUACCACGGUCCUUUUACAAGGCCCCACAGGCUAUUCCAAAAGAGGAAAGUAGAACAGGUGCCAACAAAUAUGUCUAUUUUGUUUGCAAUGAACCAGGAAGACCAUGGGUGAAGUUACCAGCAGUUACACCUGCACAAAUUGUUAUUGCAAGAAAAAUCAAGAAAUUUUUCACUGGGCGAUUGGAUACUCCCAUUGUAAGCUACCCACCCUUCCCAGGAAAUGAGAGUAAUUACUUACGAGCACAAAUUGCCAGAAUUUCGGCAGGGACCCACGUCAGCCCUCUAGGAUUCUAUCAUUUUGGUGAAGAAGAAGGAGAAGAGGAGGAAGAAAUAGAAGGUGGGAGAGACAGUUUUGAAGAAAACCCUGAUUUUGAAGGCAUCCAAGUGACUGAUCUAGUGGAAUCCCUAUCCAAUUGGGUUCAUCAUGUACAACAUAUACUUCCUCAGGGUCGCUGUAAUUGGUUCAACCCUAUACAAAAAAGUGAGGAGGAAGAAGAAGAGGAAGAAGAAGAAGAUGAAGAAAAAGAAGACGAAAAAGGGGAAGAGCCUGACUAUGCGGAACAGGAAGUGGGGCCUCCUCUCUUGACACCAAUCUCUGAAGAUUUAGAGAUCCAGAAUACACCACCUUGGACAACACGGUUAUCCUCAAAUCUCAUUCCUCAAUAUGCUAUUGCAGUCCUUAGAUCCAACCUUUGGCCUGGAGCAUAUGCCUUUUCCAAUGGCAAAAAGUUUGAAAACUUCUACAUAGGCUGGGGUCAUAAAUAUAGUCCAGACAGCUAUACACCUCCAGUUCCACCACCAGCUUAUCACGAAUACCCCAGUGGACCAGAAAUUACAGAAAUGGAUGACCCUAGCGUGGAAGAGGAGCAGGCUUUCAGGGCUGCACAAGAAGCAACUGUAAAUCCAACUGAGGAAAAUGAAGAAACUGAGGAAGAUGAAGAUGAGGAAGAUGAUUAUGACUAAUAAAAAUAAAAUCAGUCCAGCUUUACGUGAGACUGAUAUACACACAUCAUUUAUAUAUAUAUAUAUAUAGAUAC